Messenger RNA from Physella acuta, 1665 nucleotides. Its product is annotated as amiloride-sensitive sodium channel subunit alpha-like. Gene Ontology annotation, biological process: sodium ion transmembrane transport. Gene Ontology annotation, cellular component: plasma membrane. Gene Ontology annotation, molecular function: ligand-gated sodium channel activity. The record is from RefSeq and is a predicted model, not a curated record. Lineage: Eukaryota; Metazoa; Mollusca; Gastropoda; Physidae.
AUGAAAGCGAGGUCCACAUUACGAAUCAGUACCAACAGGCCAGUCAAGUAUGACAAACAGGUUUCCAGAUUUGUCAAGCUCAUUCGAUUUCUGGCACUGAAAGACCUACAUCAAAUGAUGGAAAAAUCAGAGAAAAAUGGACUUUACGAAACCGUGACGCCAACAUCCCAGCAGCCGACCAAACGGUUCAGUCACAUAUUCAACAAAUACGCCAGCCGUGCCUCAAUGAACGGCGUCAUCUUCAUUCUCAAGUCACAGAACUCGCUGGUGAAAACCGUCUGGGCCGUGCUCCUAGCUGCUGCCAUAGGGGCCACCUUCUUCCACCUGUACUAUUUGUUUUCAAACUUUUUUGAGUAUGAGAAAUAUUCGAAAGUAAAUCUGAGGUUUGAUAACCUGCAGUUCCCUGCAGUCACCCUGUGUAACGUCAACAUGAUGAGAUUCUCUAAGAGACUAGAGGCCUCGGCCCAGGUCCAAAACUUGUUCAUCCGUGACAGUAUAGUGGGCAUGGUACCACACGAAGCCAACCUACCAUGCUAUGAUUCGGGUAUUGACGACAACCAGGAACCGUUACAGUGCAAUAAAAGUCUAUCAGCUGAUCAAAUGGGUGAGCCAGAUUUUUAUGACCGGAAGUUGUUAGAAUGGGUGAAGGAAAGGGACACUGCGCUUUGCCAGUAUUGCAGGUACUGCUGGGAUAGGGGAAUGUUCGAGAACACGUCCAUCUAUGAAAUAGACGACUAUUUUAUGUACGUCUAUAACAAACAGCCAAUGUACUUCAACCUUGUGGUGACGCCCCAGUACGGCAACUGUUACACCCUACAACACCCCGAGUUCGUGGCUAUAAGGAGUGGCCCCGAUAGUGGCUUAGAGAUGAUGCUGUCACUUGAAACAGAUGAAUAUCUAGGGGGAAUAACCUCCGAUUACGGAGCUCGUGUUAUUUUACAUGAGCCGGGUACUGCCCCUUUUCAUGACGAAAACGAUAUAGCUGUGAGUCCAGGGAUGCACACGCAAAUUGGUCUCAGACAGGUGUCUAUAAGCCGAAUAGGAUCACCCUACGACCCUUGUGAUGAUGGGGUUAUGUUCAAAAAGAAAUAUGGUUAUAAUUACUCGAGAAACUACUGUCAGAAACAAUGCGAGCGAGAUCGGAUCAAAGAAAAAUGCAAAUGUUUUGACUUCGAGCUGGACAUGAAUGACGUCAUCAAAGACCACAACAUGGCUAAACUAAAUCAGUGUAGAACAGUAGAAGAACGUUUGUGCUUGUAUGAGGUCCGCUGUCAGCUUGAAAAGAACAAGACAACUUGCAAUUGUAAAAGUCCUUGCAAAGAAAUUAUGUACCAGAAGACAAUCGCAACACUAAAGUGGCCAACAGCAGGCUUUGCGGCCUACAUCAAGCCUGAGAUUUGUAAUUCCAACAACCCACCAAAAAUUUGCAAGCACAAUGUUUCAGUUGUUGACUUCAGUCAGGAACUGGUGAAACUGAGCAUCUACUUUGAAGAUCUGCAUUACGAAGAGCUCACAGACCAGCCCAACUACGCGUUCACAAAUCUGUUGUCGGAUAUUGGAGGAUCCAUUGGAUUGUGGAUUGGUCUGUCAGUUCUCAGCCUGUUUGAGAUCGUUCACCUUUUCCUGGAAAUAUGUCGCUACCUUGUUUGCAGGAAAUGGAAAUAA